Molecule: messenger RNA, 1034 nt
Organism: Triticum dicoccoides
Lineage: Eukaryota; Viridiplantae; Streptophyta; Magnoliopsida; Poales; Poaceae
Exons: 1
Coding region: 1-705 (234 amino acids)
Biological process (GO): shoot system development; root development
Source: RefSeq, a predicted model, not a curated record
AUGGCUUUCCACCAAAGAUCGAUCAGUUUGUCUUCUAGGCCUCACGCCAGUGAGACCGAAGUCGAGCUAGAGCUUCAGAGCCUAGAAGCAAGCAUCCCUUCCUCUAAUUCCAUCAGCACAAUGUGCGAUGGUCUCAGGAGACUUGCAAACAUCUACGAUGUUCUUGAAGAGAUUAUUUGCCUACCAAGCAACCAAGUUUGCUCCUCCCAGCAGAGGAACAUAUUGGAUGGAGAAAUGGAAGGUUCUCUCGAGCUGCUAGAUCUCUGCAGCGCCAUGCAAGAGAUCUUGGUCGAGAUGAAGACCAUCAUCCAAGAGCUGCAAGUGGCCCUAAGGAAAGGGGAUGAUGCAGCUACUCAAGCCAAGAUCCAAUCUUACACCUGCUUGGUGAAGAAGGCCAAGAAUCUUCUCAAGAAGAACAUGAAGAAGAGUCCUGCACACUGCAAGAUGGUCAUGCUACUGGCUAAGGCCAGGGAGGUCUCUGCCUCUCUCCUGGAGUGCACACUCCAUCAGUUGUCGAAGCAAAUCGAAAUGCCCAAACAAUCUCUUGUUUACAAGGCAUUUCACAAAAAGAAGGCGGUCUUUUGCAAGGAGGAGCAAUUGUCGGAGUUAGAGUGCAGUAUCGGCGAUCUCGAAAGUGGAGCAGGGCAUCUGUUCAGGAAAUUAGUCCAGAGCAGAGUUUCUCUACUCAACAUCCUUAGCUCAUAGAUACUCCCAAGUCACUCUUGAGUCUUGACAUCCUCCGAUUGGCAUCCGGCUUUUAAGGAAUAGCUGAUCUUCAUACAAUUUUCGCACAAGUAUACACUAUACUGUACAAAUGUACAUGGUACCAUAGAAAGAGAAAGAAAAGUUUUGAUCCAUUUGACCAUUUCUUCCUUGUAGAUGUGUUUGUGAUCCUAGUAGUCUAUUUUGAAGCCCAUGGUUUGUCAAAUGGCCUCCACUUGUACUUAGCAGAAUCAAUCAAUUUUCUUGUCCACCGCCACCCAUGGCUGUGCAGUCUGGCAUAAUUAGUGCACUCAAACUUUAAACAUCGUCGA